Molecule: messenger RNA, 1744 nt
Organism: Magallana angulata
Lineage: Eukaryota; Metazoa; Mollusca; Bivalvia; Ostreida; Ostreidae
Product: paramyosin-like
Exons: 3
Coding region: 194-1447 (417 amino acids)
Molecular function (GO): protein binding
Source: RefSeq, a predicted model, not a curated record
GGCACGAGGCAUCGUCUUAUAAACGUCUGAAUCUUCUCGCCUGUUUGCAGCACUGUCGUGUCUACUUUUGGGGAAUAAUCUUUAUUUGUAAAACUCGCUUGUAGUGAAGGACCCUCUUUGAUCCAUAUUGCAGAUAUUAUUUGAAAAAUAAUAUAUGUCAGAAAGGACAGCACCUAAAUAACAAAGCCGAACAAUGAAAUUGGUCAUUAUUUUAGCGAUAUGUGUUGGUUUUAUUUGGACGAAGGCAGAUUCUUCGCGUCUUACUGACAACAACAACAAGGCAACAACAUUACAGGAAAAUAAAACACCGGAUUGUUACGAAACAAGCUUCCUACGACAGAUGAUUAACCAAGAGACCGUUAUCCGCCUCGCUUUGGUCAAGAAUGUCCAUGCUCUGGUGAAUGACAUCAGCAUUUUGAAAGAAAGUUUUGCGGCAAGUGAAACAAAAAUAUCAGAACUACAGCGGACGGUUGAUGCAUUAAAUAUUCAGGUUAAUUCUCUUCAGCAGGAAAAUGGCCAGCUAAAGAAAAGUAGCCUAAUCAGUCAGGCCAAGAGCAUGGAGCUGGAAACGAAAUUUCAGAACGUUAGUGACAACGUUAGUGCUCUGCACGGACAGCUGAACGUCAUUCAAAAAGAAUCAGACGACAAAAGACAGGAAGUGUUUAACAAAACAAACGCUGUUCUCGAUGAUAUCAAAAUAGAAGUGCGAUACCUCUCGGUCACCUUGUUGGAUUUCAAGGAACGCACGGAAAUUGAAAAUGAAUCGAGAGACAAGAAAUACUCUGAACUUGAACGCCAUUCGAACACAUCAAUUGAAAGUUUGAAAGUUAAAAAUUCUUUAACAAAGGAGUUUGGUAAGCUUAAAUCAUUUGUACAGAAUCUACAGGACUCCCAAACAGAAAUAACAGAAAACAUCAACAGAACAGUUGCCAGGUUUGAUGUACAGUUCACACUGUCGGAACAUACGCAACACAACUUCUCAUCCGCUUUAGCGUCUUUGGAAACAGCUCAAACAAAGUUGUCAAAAUCAAUCGAUGAUAAGAAUAACCACCAUGCGUUUACAGCGGGUAUAUCAUCAAGUAACUAUAGUUGGACAGGAAGCACCCUAGUGUUCCCCACAGUAAUCUACAGUGAAGGAACAGGCUACAAACCCAGUACUGGUAUCUUUACAGCGCCCUCAGCGGGGACAUAUGUGUUCUAUGUCUCUGUUCAGACUGCCCAUCGAAAAUCCAUCUAUUUAGACAUAGUCCUGAAUGGAUCCAGAAAGGUCAGGGCCAUGACUUGGUACGACAGUGGGAGUAGCGUUGACAUUCACCUGACCGGAACCAACCUGGUUAUCUUACAUCUACAGACCGGUGACAGAGUGUGGGUCAGACGGUACAUUGGUACCGGUUACUACAGUUCUCAUGUUCCCUCUACAACGUUCUCUGGAUUUAAACUUAACUAGAUGUGAUAAUUACCGUUAAUAAAGCAAAAAAACUUGUUUGAAUAUUUUUAAAUCAAAAACUUGAACAGCACAAUUAUUGUUCAAUUUAAAGACUUUGACAUUCAAGAAUUUUGUUUUGUUAUUAUAGUGCAUGUAUUCAUAGAAUUUUCACACAGCAUUUUGAAUAUAUGUAAAUUUUUUAGAAAUUAACAAAAAGUUUUUCCUUGUGUAAGAGGUUAUGUGUAUUUAAGGAAUGAAUUCAAUAUUUAUUUGUUUUAUACGAUAUAAUAUGGUUUGGGGCAGUUUACGCUUUAUAAA